GGCCUUCCUUCCUACCCUCUCUUGCUUCGUCCUCCUGUUUUCCUCCUCGUCCUUCCAAGAACCCUCCUCCUUCCCCCUUUCCCACGCCUCGAAUUAGGGUUUUUGAAUUCCCCGCAAGAGAUCCCUCCUACAUUGCUCCAGCCCCGGCUCUCUCCCAUAAUUUCCGACAAGGAUCCUUCUAGACAUCGAUCACCGUUUCUCAACGCACUUUCUGAGGUUUUCUUGGUCCGAUUCGGUUCCCAGGUGAUGGAUACCCCCAGCGGAGGUUCUGAUCCUUACAGGACCCCUUCCUCCGGUAGUGCCGGAGGCGGCUCUUCGAGGAGGUACGUUAUCCCUUACUCGGCGUCUAAUCUCAUCCAGGCACCGUUGUCGGCGCUCCUGGAGUACUCCGGGAUCUUGCGGCCCGAAGCGAGCCAAUCGGAAAGCGAGAGAUUGAUCGGCGGGGGAUUACCGCUGCCAGAGGUUGGUCCUGCCCGGGUGGACGAGUCUUCCACGUCCCCCACCGGCGGCGGUGGGGAGGUGUCGAUAAGGAUAGUGGGGGCUGGCGAUCAGGAGAGCCUCCGGGUGGCGUCGAGCCAGCUGCAUCGUUCGACUCUGGGUCCCGGUGGAGAGGUGAAUUCUGGUGUUGUUGUCCCUGGUGAGCUGAUCGCUGCUUCAUCCGAGAGGCAGGGAGGAGAUGGAGUAAGUGAUAAUGGGGUUGGAGAGGGGGCCUCGCCGUCUUCUUCUGUGCCGACAUCUGACUCCGCAUUUGGCGGCCACAGCGCAGAUGGUGAUGUGAACAUGACAGGUAACAACAGGGAUUCGUCGUAUCAGAGAUAUGAUAUACAACGGAUCGCUAAAUGGAUCGAGCAGAUACUGCCAUUCUCGUUGCUUCUUUUGGUAGUCUUUAUCAGACAGCAUUUGCAGGGUUUCUUGGUCACUAUUUGGAUCUCAGCAGUGAUGUUUAAGUCCAAUGCUGUUUUGAGAAAACAGACUGCUUUAAAGGGAGAGCGAAAAAUAUCUGUGAUUGUUGGAAUUAUACUGGUCUGCAUGGUACACGUAUUUGGCAUCUACUGGUGGUACAGGAACGAUGAUCUCUUGUAUCCACUAAUUAUGCUUCCUCCAAAAGAAAUACCACGAUUUUGGCAUGCCGUAUUUAUUAUAUUGGUUAAUGAUGUAGUGAUGCGCCAAGCAGCUAUGGUUGUGAAGUGUAUUCUCUUGAUAUACUACAAAAACUUUAAAGGCCGUAGCUAUCGUAAGCAGGGUCAAAUGCUAACUCUUGUAGAGUACUUUCUACUUUUAUACCGCUCUUUAUUGCCAACUGCUGUUUGGUACCGAUUCUUCCUGAACAAGGAAUAUGGGAGCCUGUUUUCAUCUCUUACUACUGGACUGUAUCUUACUUUCAAGCUGACAUCAGUUGUAGAGCAGGUUCAAUCAUUUUUUGCUGCAUUGAAGGCACUAUCACGUAAAGAAGUACAUUAUGGGUCUUAUGCAACGUCUGAACAGGUAAUUGCAGCUGGUGAUCUGUGUGCCAUUUGCCAAGAGAAGAUGAAUGUUCCUAUUCUACUUCGUUGUAAACACAUAUUCUGUGAAGACUGUGUCUCUGAAUGGUUUGAAAGAGAAAGGACAUGCCCAUUGUGCAGAGUUCUGGUUAAGCCGGCAGGGCUGAGGUCAUUUAGUGAUGGUUCGACGACCUUGUUCUUCCAGCUAUUCUGAUUCCUGCAUUGGCGAGAUUAACUUAUUGCCUCUAAUGCCAGACUGUGUUCUGGAAGAUGCAGGGACGAUCUUGUGUUCUGGCACUGUUAAACUCUCUCUCUCUCUCUCUCUGGAUCUUCGGGGAAGCAUCUCUAAAAAUGCUGUUGAGCUUUGUUGAGACAGCCCAUGGGCGCAUAUUCUAUAUCCACUAUAUCUAUAAUCCCCCGUAUCAGGAAAUAUAAACAGAAUAGAUGCAAGAGCAAGUAUAUGAUAUGUAUAUAGUUCAUAUUUACCACACAUUGUUAUUAAUAAAACCUAUGUUCAGAAGUUUAGACAAAUAAUGUACUUGUGUGUGCA
This is a messenger RNA of Musa acuminata subsp. malaccensis (wild Malaysian banana), 2031 nucleotides long. RefSeq lists its product as uncharacterized. The record is from RefSeq and is a predicted model, not a curated record. Gene Ontology annotation, biological process: positive regulation of ERAD pathway. Gene Ontology annotation, molecular function: ubiquitin protein ligase activity. NCBI's taxonomy places the organism in Eukaryota, Viridiplantae, Streptophyta, Magnoliopsida, Zingiberales, Musaceae.